AUGUCCCUUCACUCUACCGUACCAGACUUCACCUCAACUUGGGCGGAUUGUGCAGCCUCAAAACGUCCCGUCCGUUGCAGUUGUCGCCAUGGGCAAGCCGUCUUGUCAGCACCAAUACUAUCUCGGGAUCCCUUGUCCAUACUGUCAGCCACCUGCCGCUCAUUCGGUGGUGCGGCCGCUACCAAGGAGACGGAGGUUCCUCCAAUCCUAGUCUUAUCUACCCAGAUGUCGAAUGUGGUAGCCAGUUUGCGGUGUGUAGUUGUAGUGUAG
Molecule: messenger RNA, 270 nt
Organism: Bipolaris victoriae FI3
Lineage: Eukaryota; Fungi; Ascomycota; Dothideomycetes; Pleosporales; Pleosporaceae
Exons: 1
Coding region: 1-270 (89 amino acids)
Source: RefSeq, a predicted model, not a curated record